Cladophialophora psammophila CBS 110553 is the source of this 1074-nucleotide messenger RNA. RefSeq lists its product as uncharacterized. The transcript has 2 exons. Bases 1 to 1074 code for a protein of 357 amino acids. The record is from RefSeq and is a predicted model, not a curated record. NCBI's taxonomy places the organism in Eukaryota, Fungi, Ascomycota, Eurotiomycetes, Chaetothyriales, Herpotrichiellaceae.
AUGGUCCAGUAUAUUCGCUUUUUGCGCACUCCGCAAAGCGAUGUAGGCAAAAAGACUGUCGAUGUCUUAGCAGUAGUUUCCGUCACUACAGAUCUGGGGGACGCAUUCUUCAGUGAGGAUGUCGAACUCGUCGCCAAUGUCGUCGAGGCAAACUCUCCUCAUGGCGUCUUGUACUCUCAGCCCAUUCGGUGGCAGGCUUCGUCCCGAGCCCUUAAGUUUACUGUCCACUGUCCUGGCAAGUAUGUCUCUAGACCUGUGCGGCUCCACGUGACUGCCAAAGAAGCCGACUCUGCCUAUCAAUCGUUGGAGAUCCCAAAGAUUCUCGAUGUUUGGAGUUGUAUCUUCCCCUUGUCUAAUAAACAGCGGACGGACCCGAUUGUUGAGCGACGAAUUGCCUUGUCGAACAAGAGCGUCGUGAAAAUGUGGGAGGAGACUGGUGACAGUAUUGCACGGCAUAUCUGGGACGCGGGUCUGGGGUUUCUCGUCUACUUCGCACAAGCGCUGUCCACGUCCCCUGUUGAUGGAAUGUCCAUGUUAGCGGCCCUAUUCAAGUCGAGCAAGGUAAGGCGACUUAGGGUGCUGGAGCUCGGUGCGGGCUGUGGCAUAGUAGGAAUUGCUUUGGCCCAGCUUGUCAAAUGCGACAUUCUCCUUACCGACCUGGAGGACGCUCAGGAAAUCUUGGCGCGCAAUAUCCGAUGCGCUUCGCCUGUGGCAGGAUCUACAGUUCGGUCGGAAGUGUUGGAUUGGGCUUCGAGCCUGGAUGAUAGCUCCAAUGCCAAUUACGAUCUCAUUUUGGUUUCCGAUUGCAUCUACAAUCCAGACAGCAGUCUGCAUCUGGUAGAGACCCUGAGGCAGCUGGCCACUCGUACGCCCGAAACGCUCAUUUUGGUUGGAUACAAAAGACGACACACAGAGGACGAUUUGUUCUUCGCACGGAUGCGCAAGGCAAACUUCGACACAGUCGAGACCCUCAAUAUUCCACUUCCCCAUAUUGACACCGAUCAAGAUGUGGAUGUCCCAACCGCCGAGUUUUUCGCCUAUAGGAUUCGUUUAUCCCCGGAGAAUCAGCGAUGA